This is a messenger RNA of Caenorhabditis elegans, 999 nucleotides long. RefSeq lists its product as uncharacterized. The transcript has 4 exons. The coding region runs from base 111 to 818 and encodes 235 amino acids. The record is from RefSeq and is marked reviewed. Lineage: Eukaryota; Metazoa; Nematoda; Chromadorea; Rhabditida; Rhabditidae.
AAUUCAUGGCUGAGGAUAAGUCCAUCAAUCAAUGAACAGUUGUUGAUUAACAACUGGUGCUUCUGAUAAAUCUUGUUCAAUUUUUAUAUUAUAUAAAAAUAAAUGAAAUUAUGUUUAUUAUAUUCUUUAAUUUAAUUCUAAUUACAUGUGCAAUUGCUAAACCAUUUGAGCAACAUUUGCUCCAAGAUAGAACAUUUGUUGAAAUUGAAGCUGUUCAUCUAGUUGAUACGCCAUUAGGAGUUCAAAUUGUUCAUGCUGUCGUACCUUUGUCCGCAAUUGGACUCGAUAAUGCACUGGAAUCUGAGAGUGUUUGGUAUAUACCGGAGCAACAGGAAUUCCCGAAAUUGGGAUACUUAACCUCUCACGGCUGGUUCUUCUUACAUGAACAACAUUUCAAACGAAUCAAGAAACGAGCAUUUUCAAAGAAAGCACCGAAAAAUGCUCAGUUGGAUGUGACAAGUCUCGUGAGACUUGUUCCGUCUUCAUUUGACAACGUGCAGUUUAUCAAAAAAGGUCCAAUGGGAGCGUAUAUCUACAGCGACGGGGGAUCACAGAAAAGUUCACAGUUUGAGGCAAUUCCUUCAAUGUCAACGCGAACAACUGAUACUCAAGUAGUCAAAACUGGAAAUCUUGCUGCCUACAUCUACACCGAGGUUCCAGAAUCACAGGCAUUUGUUUCAGGAUCAGAAUCCUUGUAUUGGCUCGUUCCGGCUAUUCCGUCUCAAUCAAAGAAUAGUCGUUCAUAUACAACAAGACUUCAUGAUUCUUCUCUUCUUUUGUAUCAUGGAAUGCCAAGAUUAAUUAAACUUAAGACAUAACUGUUUUAAACUUCAACAUUUGAAGAUAAUUUUCGUUGUGAGGUGACACGCCUCAGAGAAUCCGUCAACUAAAACUUGAAAAUGUGAAGAACAAAUUUAUAAACAAGUAUCUUUCUUAAACUUGACAACCAUCAUUCAAUGCAAAAUCAGCAUUUUCUGCAAAAUGAACAUUAAUUAGUUU